CCUAUAGCAUAGCCAUAGCCACUAUACUAUAGGCCUAGAAUCUAGAUCUAAGCCUUGGCCUAGAGUUUAUCAAGAAAGGGCGCCUUGGGCGUGAGAGUCGUACAAGUUUUCGUUCACCGUUUUUUGUAGUGUCAAGUGUCAACUGACCACAGAAUUCUAGCCUAGGCCUACACUCAACUGAGUGUUGAAUUCCGUGCAACUGACCUACUCGUCCGGUGAGUGAAUCUGGGAUUUCUCAUUGAACAGCAACUUACAGCUCCUGUUUAGGGCUCCGGGCUCAAGGUUUCCUUAUAGAGCAGCGUUUGUGAACUUUGUGAGGAAAAUGGCACCCAUGAGAUGUUCAGAGCAAGAUGUGUAUACAGUUGUCGUGACAUCUCCUAUUGGCGACAUUGAAAUUAGAGGAUGUGACGGAGGACUCCAUUCAGUGAAACAAUGUGAUGAAGAUGACAGCACAUUUUCUCCAGAUGAAGGACGACCAGUGAACCUAAAAAGAGGCUAUUCCAAGAUUGAUUGCAAGCCCAUAGAUGAAUGUAUUUCCUGGUUGAAGAAGUACUUCCUUCACAAGGAGGCAAACAUCAAGAUCCCAUCUUUAUGUUCAUCUGUAGUCAGACAAGAUUCAUUCGCGGAAAAGGCUUGGAGACUCCUUCCUGAAGCAGCACCAAUGGGCACCACCAUAUCGUACAAGGAUCUGGCGGAGUGGUGUGGCAGUGAGAAAGCAUGCCGUGCGGCCGGGCAGGCUAUGGCCACCAAUCCUGUCUCACUAUUAAUUCCAUGCCACAGAGUGAUCAGCUCACAAGGGAAACUUGGGAAUUACUCUCAUGGAAAAAAGAAUAAAAUUAAAAAGUGGCUUCUUAAGUAUGAACGCAGGGAAGAGCAAUAGAAAGAUUAAUUCUUUGAAGAACACUAUAUGAGAUUUUUAGAUAAACCUUCCUAACCAUCGUAAUCCCUUAAAGCCCUGGUCCCUUAAGCCUUACCGGACUUGUGCACCUGAACUUCAUUGGGUCUUCUGCUAAAUUUGCACCACUGAAUGUUGAGGUAUCGGCUUGGUGUGCAGAAGGGUAAACUUACUUAGUCUCAGCAGACAUGCACUGAAGUUCAUAGGGAUAAUUAUUCUCUUGGAAAAGGGAAUAAAAUUAGAAAGUGGCUUCUUCUGUGUGAAUGCAGGGAAGAACAAUAACAAGAUUAAUUCUUUGAACCUUGGUCUUGUUUACCUACGACCUUACAACCUGAGUUCUCUAGAUACAAAUGAUAGAUUUACACUUUCACACUGUGAGACUCAUUUUUGGUAAGCAAUAGGGUAAAGGUAGGGUGCAUUAAAUUGUAAAUUGGAUUGUGUGUUCUGAAGGUUAUGCCUGUGGAGCGAAGAAAUAUGAUAUUCAAAUGGGUGCUUCUCUUGAAAUACAGUGGUGAGUGUGAUCUUGUAAUGUUCUUUGAUAAGAAUGUGUAGAAAAUAGUAUGAACGUUAAAUGUGAUGCUUAAAAGGGGCAUUUAAGGAAGGAACAUUGAUUCCUGGUUUAGAAACAAGUGUGUCCUUGUAUGAUUUGUAAGAUAAAAAAUAUGCUGUUGUCCUUAAUUGACUAGAUUUUCAUAUUUGUCUGGGAUGUUUUGUUAGGGCUGCCAAAAAAUUGAUACCCGUACACUUAAAAUAGUAUUCUUUAUUAAAGAUUGGACUCAUGCAAAAAA
This is a messenger RNA of Aplysia californica (California sea hare), 1683 nucleotides long. Its product is annotated as methylated-DNA--protein-cysteine methyltransferase. The record is from RefSeq and is a predicted model, not a curated record. Gene Ontology annotation, cellular component: nucleus. Gene Ontology annotation, biological process: DNA repair. NCBI's taxonomy places the organism in Eukaryota, Metazoa, Mollusca, Gastropoda, Aplysiida, Aplysiidae. Gene Ontology annotation, molecular function: methylated-DNA-[protein]-cysteine S-methyltransferase activity.